GUGCAGAAUCAAGAUAACCGAUAACAGCAUAAUGAGCACCAAGGGCCACGGGCGAGGGCCCAAGAAGCGAGCCGACCCCACCAAAAGUCGUUUCGCAGGCCUGGCAGCAAACCCGGAGCAUGAGGGUCUGUCUGUUAUAGGGUUUGAAGCUGGUCUCGUUCGUGAUGACGAGGCUGCAGCUGUGAUAGACAGCGGCGCACACUUGCAACGAUGGCCCACGACCGGCUCUCGCGUGGACCGCUACGACGUCCGCCUACUGCUGGACUAUGCGCCUCGAAGACCUGAAACGAAAGCCCCACAGGAUGCACAGGCGCUCGCGGAGGAGCGGGAGCUUGACGAGGAGCGCUAUGCGGAUUUGGACCCUUCGCGCGAACACGAGCUGGCUUCAUUUGACGCUCGCGGCAAUGAGUCUGAUGGUGAGAGCUCAUGAGUUUCAACCAGGGCCAGGUUUCGGACCAGACUCAACCGAAGGGCUUCUGGAAUUCCCCCGAGUUGCGCUGUGCCUUGCUCGGCGCUCGGCUCACAGUCUAAACUUGCCCCUCUGCCAGAGCUAAGCCUCGUCAGGGUGCCUGGAGCUCCAACACCGCUGGUCUGCACACGCGCGCGGACCUUCCUGUGUGUAUUUGUCGCCGCAACGUGCGGGGGGAACGCCGGGCGGGGCUCGCGCCGUUCGUUCGCUCGGGCUUGUUGGGUGACUUGGCGCGCCCUCGCACUCAGGCCCGAAAAUGCCCUUGUUGGCAUCCUACUGCCCGCGCGCUUCGUACACUGCUGCGCCUCGUACCGAGCCCUCAGGUGUACACACCGAACACAUCUACGGUGGCGCUCAGUACGGCGGCCCGCCUGCCGGUGACACCGCCAUCGACAAGGACUGGGCACAGCUACAGCCGCCACCAGCCUUCCUGCGACCACCGCCGGCAACGCACCGCCCGGGCGGCCCCAGCAGUAGUAGCAGUGGCAGUAGCAGUAGCGGGGACGACUCUGACGGCAGUAGCAGCAGUGACUCCGAGGACAGCGGGGAGGGGCGACAGGAGGUGGGGCAGGGGGCGAGGGAGUCUGCGGGGUAUGACACCGCCUACGAAGGAGGCGUGCUACUGCCGCCACCACCUCGGUCCGCCGCUGUCAGCGCCGCCGCCACCACAGACGCGGAUGCAGCCGGCGGCAGCUACGCAGCUGUGCCCUUCGCUUAUGGCACCGUUGCGGAGGAGGAGGAGGAGGGGGAGGAGGAGCGCGGCGGCGGUGGCGAGGGUGGCCGGCAGCAGGCAGGGCACGGCGGGCUCGGCGGGCACAGCACGGGGGGAAGCUGGCAGGGGCUGCAGCACCCAGGAGCAGGCCAACACGGGCACGAGCAACAGCAGCAGCAGCAGGAGGAGGAGCCAUACGCGCCGCUGUUUGCGGUGGCAGUACCGGAGCGGCUGCGCGGCGCUCUGCCCGACAACCAGCGGCUGCAUAGGCUGCUGGUGCGUACGGCACGGUUCGUGUCGGCUCAGGGCAGUGAGCAGGUGGAGGUGCUGCUGCGAGUCAAGCAGGGCAACAACCCGAACUUCCGCUUCCUGUUCCCCAACCAGCGCUGUUUCCCCUACUACCGCUGGGUGGUCGAGGCACAGCCCCCAGCCGCACCCGGGCUGCAGGGAGCAGACGCGGCGGCGGCGGCGGACGUUGCCGGAGAGGCGGCGGCAGGCGCAGGGGCGGCCGCAGGGCCAGGCGCAGCAACAGCGGGGCCGGGGACUGCGGCGGCGGCGGGAGGUGCGCACACGAGCUCGGCGGUGCCCCGCAUGCCGCUGCCAGUGCGCAACGCCGCGCCGGAGGCGGAAGGGAACGGCAGCAGUGCUGGUGUUGGUGCCGGUGCCGGUGCCGGUGAUGGAACAGCAGCGGGAAUGGUGGAAGUAGCCGAGGCGAGGAGUGCGGGGAAGCCAGACCCCAAGGCGGUAGCAGGCCCACAGGCCGGCCCCAAACCUCCGCCUCUGCCGGCGCCGGCACCCGCACCGGCGCCGGCGCCGGGUCAGGCUAGCAGCCGACGGACGGCCACGCCGCCGCCACACCCCGUCCCCACCGCCUUCACUCUGCCGCCGCGGCCGCUGCCUGUGCCGCGGCCUCCCAUGCAGGUGCAGCUGCCCGCCUUCCUUUACCCUGCCUCGGUCACCUACCCGAGUCCAUCCACAGCAGCAACGGUGCCAGCAACGUCCGCCGCCGCAGCCGCCGCAGUAGCCCCAACCGCCGCGCCGCCGCCAACCGACGCCGCCCCACCAACCGACGCCUCGUCCCAAUCGCCACCAACCGCCACCAAGUCCAUUAUCGACAAGUUGGUGGCGUAUGUGGCCAAGAACGGCAUUGGCUUUGAAGCUGUGGUGCGCAAGCGCGAAGCCGCCAACCCCGCCUUCGCGGCUUUCCUGCUGCCCUGGGGCCCGCACCACGCCUACUACCGAGCCAGGCUGGAGGCGGCAGUGGGCGCCGAGGCUGUCGCCGCCGCCUGGAGCACCGGCGGCGGCGCCGGCGGCGGGGCGGCUGGCGCCAAGGCUGGCGGCGGCACGGUCGCAGCAUCGCCGGAGGCGGAGGCGGAAGCGGAGGAGCGGGCCGGGGAGGGCGGCACGCCACCGCCUCCAGGCACGGAGGAAAGUGGUGCAGCAGCGGAGCAGCCACCGCCGCAAGACCAACAGCAGCAGGCGCCGCAGCCGCGCACCGGUGCAGGAGCCGGGUCAGCAGCAGAGGCGGAGGACACAGGUGCCGUGGAGGCCGGCGGCGCUGCGGGCGCAGCAGAGGCGGGGCCGGAGGCCGGGGCGGCGGGGGAGCCGGGAAAGCCCCACGGCGGCCUCGCCGCCAUCACCGUGUCAGGCUGCGCGCGGCCGCCGCCCGCAGUGACGCUCAAAGCCAACCCCAAGCUCUCAUCCGGCGUGCUGCCUCCCAAGCCCGCCGGCAGCAGCAAGGCCGCCGCUGCGGAGGCCGCAGGGCCGGCAGGCGCUGACGCCGAUGCCCAGGGCAAGGGCGAGGGCGAGGGCGAGGCGGUGGAGGCUGGGCCGGAAGAGCAGGACGGUGCUAGGGAGCUGGCACCUUGUGCCUCAUCACCCCGCCACCAGCAGCACCACCACCAGCACCACCAGCAGCAGCAUCAUCACCCGGACGAGCAGGGGCAGCCUGCCCACCAGGGGCCGGACCAGCGUCCGGAUCCAGAGGGGCAGGUGGUCAUGGUGUUUGAGCCAAUGCCGCCCCUGGAUGGGGAAGAAGAUGACGAUGACGAGGAUGGCAGUGAUGGUUGUGGUGGUGAUGGCAAGGGCGGCAGGCGGCGGGCCGGGGCAGCAGCAGGCAUGGGGCGAUCCCAGUCGCAAGCUAGCCUAGGGAUGGGGGUGGCGGGCGGGGCUGACAGGGCCGCCGGGUCAGGGUCCGGCGGCGGCACGAGCCCGUCGGGGUCCGGCAGUGGAUCGGAAUCAGGUUCCAGCUCGGAUUCGGAUCUGGAUUCGGAAGAGGCGGACUCUGACCUGGAUGAGGACGUGGAGGCCGACCGGCGGCGCGAGGAGCGGCGCUGCCAGCGGCAGGCACGGCGUCAGCAGGGCCGCGGCCGCCACCAUGCACGGGCGGCUUCGGCGGAGCCGCAGGCGGGCGGCGGCGAAGCAGCGGCCGCGUCAGCGGCAGGCGGGGCUGCGGCCUUGGACCCGGAGGCAGCGGCGCGGCUGGAGGCCCGGCGGCAGGCGGCGCGGCUGCUGCUGGCAAAGGCCAAGGCGCAGCAGGAGGUGGCGGCGGCGGCGCAGCGCAGCCGGGCCAUUCACCACCACCGCCACUUCUUCAUGCGGGGCGCGGAGGAAGAGGAGGAGGAGGCGGAGGCCGCUGGCGCCGGGUCCGCCACUGCGGGAAUGGCCGGGUCAGCUGCUGCGGCGCUGGCGCGUCGAGCCGCCGGCGGUGGCGGGGGUGCUGGCGGCGGCGGCGUGUCGGUGUCGGCGGCGGAGGUGAUGGCAUUGGAGCGACUGGCGGCGCGGCAGAAGGAGGCGGCGGCGGCGCUGGAGCGGGCAAAGGCGGCGGAGGAGGAGGCGCGGCGGCGGCGGGAGCUGGAGGCGGAGGCGGCGGCACUGAGGGCCGCGGAGCUGGAGCGCCACCGGCAGGAGGCGGAGGUGGCCGCGGGCGUCGCCACGACGGCGGCACCAAAGGCAGCGGCCGGCGGUAGUCGUUUUGGCCCACCGCCGCCCACUGCGCCGGCGCCGCUGCCCGUGGCGGAGUCGUCUCUGGCGGUGUUGAGGGACCUGGUGACGAAGGCGGCGGCGGCGGCGGCGGCGCACCGCGCGGCGUUCGAGGCGAUGCUGCGGGACCCGUCGCAGGUCCUCCGCACAGACCGGCACGAGGGACCUGCCAGCGAAGAUGACGCCGGCCGCCGAAGCCGGCGACGCCGCCGCUCCGAGGGCGGCGGCAGCGAAUCUGCAGGUGGUGAUGCCAGCAGCGGCAGUGACGCCGAAGGCAGCGGCGGCGGCCGCCGCAGCCGUGGGAGCGGCAAGCGGCGGCGGAAAGACGGUGCAUCGCGUUCACGAUCACAGUCGCGGUCGAGAGACUUACGCAAGGGAAGCCGUCACGAAAAGCGAAGCAGGGAGCGGGAGCGAAGCAGGGAGCGGGAGGUCAAGAAGCGGGGUGGCGAGCGGGAACGCGACGACGGUGGAAACAAAAAGGCGGUCAAGGAGAAGAGCGAGCGCCGGCGUGAGAAGGAGGGGGCAGGAGUUGCUGGCAAGGAGGAGCGGAAGCGUGCGCGUGGCAGCCGCAGCAGGAGCCGGAGCCGCAGUAGGGGCAGGGAUGGUGGGGAGAAGAAGGAGAGGCGGACGGAGCGGGAGAGUGAGGCGGCGCGGGGCCGGGGCAAGCGGCGAGGCAGCCGCAGCAGGAGCCGCAGCAGGAGCCGGCGGGAGGGCCGGAGUGGGCGGGAGGAGCGGAAGCAGGAGGGUGGGCACGCGUCUAAACGGAGGAGCCGCAGCAGGAGCCGCAGCACGGACCGGGGCCGGGCUGCGGGCUCGGCUCGCGGCGCCGGUGGCGUGGCUGUGGCUGCGCGGCGGGAGGGCACCGAUGGGCUGUCUGUGGACAGGCCGCCCGCCGCUUCCACCGGCAAACUGGCCCCGCAGCUGCCCGGGGCAGCAGCUGCAACAGCUGGCAGCGGUGCCGCCAUGGCCGCGCCGGUCGGGACAGGGGCUGCGGCGGCGGGGGGCGCGUCCGAUUUGCGGUCGCGACUACGGGAGCUGCUGGCAGGGGGCGGGGGCUUGUGAGUGCCGUGAGGUCAGGGCGGGCGCAGCUGUGCGUGGAAGCAAAGCACAGGGAGUGCGGUUGUUAGCGCACUGUGGACUUUGGGGAGUCUGCGCUGAUGUAAGCUCAGACCCUGCGCAGCCUCCUCCGCGUGUCACGUUCAUGCAUGGGUCCCAGCACCAAAAGCUGUGGCGUAAAGCAUGUCCUGUACGCUCAGACACCGAGCAUGCUGGCGGGUUGGCAGGAUAACGCCGCAAUCAGGGAGUGAACGGGUGCACCCUUGGGUGCACCUAUAUGAAUGCGACAUUACAAGGAGGGACAGUCCAUUAAGCAAGGGUGCACCCAUAUGCUAGAGCUGGCAGCACGCGGGUACCACUCCGGCAAGUCCCUAGGGACUGCGUGUGUCCAAUGCCCUAGACGAAAAUAUUUGCGUGUCCCAUUGCACAUCCCAUGCUCGGCUGCAACCGUACGGCCUUUCAGGUCGCCUUCUCGUAGCUCCGCACCAUAGUAGCCGCAUACUACACAACUAUGCUGGCGGCCUUGUCAGAUGAUUCCUGUGGGGUCUAUGGGGUCUAAUGAUGACCGGCGGUGAUUGAAGAAUGCGGAUGUUACAGAGGGGACAGUCCCAGCACCCGAAGACGCUGAGCCAUCACAUGCUAUCAGGGCCCAACUUGACUCCACCAACCCCGACUUUGCUGCAAACCCUCCCGCGGGCAAAGUCCGUGUGACUCCGCGCACAGUGAGUCCUAGCCCGAAGAGGCCCCCAGACGAGUCCUGCGCCGAGGCAGCUGCGCCUGCCUAGGAUGUUUAGUGCAACAAGGGUUUGUGGCGGUCCUCCACGCGCAGCUGACAUAAGCAACGGCAACGGCGCCUGAGCGGCCUGACGUGCCCAGUAUGUUACCCGCAGAGCUUAAAACCCAAAUUCACCUCCGUUGGAUUAGCCGCACGAACCCAAACCGCUUCGGAAAGUCGCAUGUCGGCGGCUUCCGGAAUGCUGUUGCCCGCAGUUCAGUGGGGCGAGCUAGGCGCCUGGAAUGGAGCAAUGCAGAGCGUAAAGCACAAGUGUUAGGGCUCGCACCUUUAUGCACCCACGGGAGCGCGAGCACGGGACGCAAUGAGGAUUCAAAUCCCCGG
This is a messenger RNA of Chlamydomonas reinhardtii, 6336 nucleotides long. RefSeq lists its product as uncharacterized. Gene Ontology annotation, biological process: RNA processing; mRNA 5'-splice site recognition. The transcript has 6 exons. Gene Ontology annotation, molecular function: RNA binding. Bases 726 to 5225 code for a protein of 1499 amino acids. The record is from RefSeq and is a predicted model, not a curated record. Lineage: Eukaryota; Viridiplantae; Chlorophyta; Chlorophyceae; Chlamydomonadales; Chlamydomonadaceae.